Messenger RNA from Ooceraea biroi (clonal raider ant), 1019 nucleotides. RefSeq names its product Dephospho-CoA kinase (gene Dpck). Lineage: Eukaryota; Metazoa; Arthropoda; Insecta; Hymenoptera; Formicidae. The record is from RefSeq and is a predicted model, not a curated record. Gene Ontology annotation, biological process: coenzyme A biosynthetic process. Gene Ontology annotation, molecular function: dephospho-CoA kinase activity; ATP binding.
CGCACUACACACACAUGACAUAGCUGGAGCUUGUGUACAGUAUAUGAUAAAGUAGAUAUAAGUGUGGGCAACUGAUUUCAGUCACAUAAUACGUUUGAUUACUUUUGUUUGUAUUUAUUGUAUAUCAUAACGCACGUAUUGUGUACAAUGUACUUGGUUGGGUUGACGGGUGGCAUAGCUACUGGAAAAAGUGCAGUUGCUGCUAUUUUCCAAGAACAAGGCAUUCCUAUUAUAGAUGCUGACAUAAUCGCUCGUAAAGUCGUAGAACCGGGAAAGCCAGCAUGGCACAAGAUACAAAAGGAAUUUGGACCAGACGUUUUCUUGGAUACCAAAUACUUGGACAGAGCUAAGCUAGGCGAUUUAAUAUUUAACGAUGUUGAGAAAAGAAAAAAACUUAAUGCCAUUACACAUCCCGACAUAUAUAAAGAGAUAUAUUGGCAAAUCCUUAAAUACUUUAUACAGGGACAUCCUUUUGUAAUUUUGGACUUACCCUUGCUUUUCGAAACUGGACACAUGUUAAACUACUUGCACAAGAUUAUAGUUGUAACAUGUGAAGAGGAUCUCCAACUGCAACGAUUAAUAGAACGUACUGGAUUCACAGAAGCUAAGGCAAAACUACGAAUAGCUGCACAGAUGUCCUUGGAGAAGAAAGCGGAGAUGGGGAACUUUGUAAUUGAGAAUUCAGGCAGCAUGAGCGACACUAAAGAACAGACCAUGAAAGUAUUUAAUGUGCUACGGUCCUCCAAGCAUCACUGGAAAUUGCGUUUCCUGGUUGGUGUUUGCUGUACCAUAAUAUUAGCUGGUGCAUAUUGGUUGAAAAACAAAAGCUCCAGAUCAUUAUCCAGUGCGAUAUAAAAUUAUCAUAUCUACUGAAAUUGAUCAAUUUCAAAUAAACAGUUAUCGUAUUGUUAUUUGUAACUGCACAGCGCAUGCUUAAUUUAACUACAUUUGACUAUGUCGCGAUGCAGGCACAAAAUUGUAAUUUUUAUGUAUAAAUGAAAUAAAAAUUAUAUCGAUUA